GUAUUUUCUGGUCAGCGUUGUGUUGGCUCUUUGUGUCUCCCAGGGAGCCAGUCAGGUGACUAUAGACCUUCGGCCUUACAAUGAAACCGCCAAGGUGAUGUUUGCGUCCGCUGACCUUGACAAAGACUUGACUUUCACCAUCGGCGAACUGCAGUAUUCGUACGAUGCCUACGACGCUGAUAAUGAUGGUGUUGUGUCGAGGACGGAGUACACCACAUUCACAGCUCACCUUAAUCCGGAAAUGUUCGCCUUGACGCAUGCGCUCUACGAUAUUUAUGAUUCAGACAAGGAUGAUGUACUUACCCUCUAUGAUUUCAAUGCCUUGUACAAACUGAUGGACACCAACGAAAAUGGGCGUGUGAGCGAGAAAGAAUAUAUACAUUGGUGGACAGUGACACUGGAAGCCCUGGAUCAUCUUCACCAUCCAUGAUGAUGAAAUUCCAUUUGUGAGCAAGUGUAUAUCUCCAUGAAGAUAAACAAGUGUAUAUACACUUGUUUACAAAUUUUGUAAACAAGUGUAUAUCUCCAUGAAGAUAAACAAGUGUACAUCUCCAUGAAGAUAAACAAGUGUAUAUCUCCAUGAAGAUGCUGUUUCGACAUUUAACUAACAAUUGAACGUGUUACCCUCU
Haliotis rubra (blacklip abalone) is the source of this 629-nucleotide messenger RNA. RefSeq lists its product as uncharacterized. NCBI's taxonomy places the organism in Eukaryota, Metazoa, Mollusca, Gastropoda, Lepetellida, Haliotidae. The record is from RefSeq and is a predicted model, not a curated record. The coding region runs from base 98 to 430 and encodes 110 amino acids. Gene Ontology annotation, molecular function: calcium ion binding. The transcript is spliced from 5 exons.